AUGGCCCAAUCCAACUCAUCAGUACACAGCCCCCAAAAGACCAAGCAGAAAUUGACUGAGGAAGAGCUGCUUGUCUUACAAUCUCACCUAGAAGAAUGGAAGGAAGCAACCAGUAAGGAUAGGAAAACGAUUUUGAGGGCGGUCAUAAAAGAGGCCAAGAUGCAAGCCCCUAAGAUGGAUGCCCAGCUGUUGAAGAAAAGGAAAUCUAUGUACCGGGACUGGUUAUAUAACUGGAGAGCGGAAAAGACACCCAAAAAACGAAGCAAGUUCAGUAAGAAAUGGACUACCUGGUUGGUGAUAGAACACCAGUACAAGAAGGAGAUCCUUGAAAAGACCGGAGCAAGGCCAGGAGGGAAGGAAAUGAUUAAACACUACCAGGGUGCGGUCAAUGCAAUUAUGGCCAGUUUAUCUGAAGAGCAGCUGGAUGAAGCAAAUACGACUGCUAUAGAAUGGUCUAGCAGUGCUCCUCCUACAGAUAUCCAGGCUGAGUUCGCUCAGAAGAAAGCUCCUGGUAUGAUGAAGAAUCUUGCGACUCAGUUAUGGAGGCAGGCUGGUAUGAGGAUAUUCAUAUUGUCUGCAUGGAAAACUGAGGAAGGCGAGGUGAGGAUCAAUGGAAUUGACUUCAAUGAAAAGUUAGAGGGCAAUAGUUUCACAGAUACAAAGGACUGGAAGUCCAUGUUACCAGAGUGGAAUGCCUAUGUCGGAGAAGAGUUUGCAAUUGACCGGAAUAAUGAUGAUGAUGGCAAUGAGGAUGCUGAUGGAAAGGAGAGCAGAAAUCCAAGGAGAAAGAAGGAGGAGUUUACUUUAGAGGUCGAUGCCUAUGGGCUUCCGGUCAUACUGGAUAUUGAGCCCCUCAACUUAGAAAACAAAAAGUCUCUUAUCUGGACAUUCCUCACAAAACACUACAGGUUUUGCAGUCAAAAGCCAAAGGCGUCUGUUCCUUGGUCUGCAGUGACGGAGGCUCAAGAGAAUUUUAUUGAGCCCAAGUUUUUACCUACCGGUGGAAAGAUCAAGGACCCGUCCAAGCUUCAGCUGCAUGACGCUGACUGGCUCUUGCAGUUCUGGCAUUAG
This is a messenger RNA of Suillus fuscotomentosus, 1071 nucleotides long. RefSeq lists its product as uncharacterized. The coding region runs from base 1 to 1071 and encodes 356 amino acids. The record is from RefSeq and is a predicted model, not a curated record. The transcript is spliced from 5 exons. NCBI's taxonomy places the organism in Eukaryota, Fungi, Basidiomycota, Agaricomycetes, Boletales, Suillaceae.